AUGGAGGCCGAAUUAAAGCCGUCUGUGGUGGAUUUCGAUUUCAAGCAGGAGCGGCCGGGCGGCACGCCCCUGGCCAUGCUGGCGGCUCAGUGCAACAAGCUGGCCAGUAAGAGCCCUCCUCCGCUGGCGGACGCGGCUGUGGGCAAGGGCUUUCACCCCUGGAAGAAGGCCGCGACGCAAGGAAACAGCUCCUCGACGCCUCCGCCGCAGCUUCAAACCUCGUCGGCGUCCGUACUCGGACAGCAGCACCCGAGGCUGGCGCACUCGGGCUCCUCGCCUUACCAGCACAACCACCAGAGGACGCCAGUGUCGAGUGGCUCCGUGACGACGGCGACCACAACGCCGUGCAGCUACCCGUCCGAGUCUCUCUUCUACCCGGGUGUCUCCGCGGCUGCCACGACCGGAGUGCCCUCAGCCGGUGCGGCCAGCGACUCCCUCCUUGCCAAGGUGGAACCCCUGGGCCGCAUGUAUUCGCACGCGUACUGCGACAACUGGCCCUACGCGGCGGCGGCUGCGCACAUCAAGCCCGAGGCGGCCAACGCCUUCAACUCGUCCCCCUGGUGGGAGGUGGGCGCGGGUGGCUCGUGGCUGGACGCCACCGGCCACUCGCAGCUGCCCAACGCGUACGCGGCCGCGGCCGCCGCCAGCUCGGACUACGGUCUCGGGUCGGGCUUGGCCGGCAGCCCCCUGCUCGGCUCCUCCCCGCUGCUGCAGGACACGUACAAGUCGAUGCUUCCUGGCCAGGGUGCCCCCGGCGUGGCAUCGCCGUUCUCGCUGGCGCAGCCGGCGCUGCCGCAGGUCGCCGCCUCGUCUCCGCGGUCACAGCGGAGGUACACGGGCCGGGCGACCUGCGACUGCCCCAACUGCCAAGAGGCUGAGCGGCUCGGACCCGCCGGGGCCCACCUGCGCAAGAAGAACAUCCACUCGUGCCACAUCCCGGGCUGCGGCAAGGUGUACGGCAAGACGUCGCACCUCAAGGCGCACCUGCGCUGGCACACAGGCGAGCGACCUUUCGUCUGCAACUGGCUCUUCUGCGGCAAGCGGUUCACGCGGUCCGACGAGCUGCAGCGCCACCUGCGCACGCACACGGGCGAGAAGCGCUUCGCCUGCCCCGUCUGCAACAAGCGCUUCAUGCGCUCCGACCACCUCAGCAAGCACGUCAAGACGCACAACGGCGGCGGAUCGUCGGGCGACAAGAAGGGCUCCUCCUCGGGAUCCUGCUCGGACUCGGACAACUCGCAGAGCGAGGCGCCCUCACAUCCGAUGGGAGGCCUGCCGCCCUCACAGCUGGGCAGCUCGGGCAGCCUGUCUCAGGGCCUCGCCCUGGGCCCGCCGCCCCCGCCGCACGUGCCCCUCGGAGUCCUGGGCGCGCACGUCGCUCCACAUCCGGCCGACGCCCACCGACACAAGUAG
Molecule: messenger RNA, 1413 nt
Organism: Rhipicephalus microplus (southern cattle tick)
Lineage: Eukaryota; Metazoa; Arthropoda; Arachnida; Ixodida; Ixodidae
Product: transcription factor Sp9
Biological process (GO): regulation of transcription by RNA polymerase II
Molecular function (GO): DNA-binding transcription factor activity, RNA polymerase II-specific; RNA polymerase II cis-regulatory region sequence-specific DNA binding
Source: RefSeq, a predicted model, not a curated record